AUGAAGAGUCGAUUGAAGCUCUCCCUCCUGGGCAUAACCGCAACCGCCGCUAUAGCAAGUGGUGAUGUACACCUCCAUUCUCGCUCUUCUGCACCACUAUGCACCAACUCAGCUUCGACACUGUCUUUGAGUGACCCGCCCUAUAGUAACUACUUUUACUCCGACUGUAAUGUCGCUGCCCAGGCGGUGGUCACUAGUCCCUUGCCUGACAGCAACCUAUCCACCAUCGGCCCACGUCUGAUCAUUGCCUGGCCCGCGGGUAACAGUGGCAUAUGCACCUUCUUCACACCCGAGAAUAAAGUCAACGGAACUUUGUCAGUGGAGCUGGUGAACUCGACAAUCGGCAGUCCAUUAGCACCGGUGUAUAAUGCUUCUUCAACAAGCAACUAUCCCAAUGUGGGUAUUCAGGGGGUCAUAAGAUUCAACUCUUCUGCUACCCUCUCUCUGCCCAUAUUGGGAAGUAUUCGCACGAUCCGAGAUUUCGUAGAGGGUGCUAGUAUCCUCUAUCCAGAAAUUCAGAAUGCUAUUCAGUAUACUUCCAACAGCGAUGGAAGCGCUUCGGUCGAGCGACAGUGGCUCGAUAACGUUACUACCACGAGUCUUUCUUUCCAGCCAUGGGUUAAUGGUGCCAUCGGCGGUGAUUCUACUGUCACGGUUGCUGACCGCACACUGGCAUUCGAGGCAGGCGAGUAUCUUUUCACGGCAAAACUGAAUUAUCCCCAGCUAGCAUCAUUGAAUCCAGAUGCAGUGCUAAACAAUGAGUCAGCCCAUCUCACUACCGAGAUGCCUGAUCAGACAACUGCGCUUUCUUUCCUAUCGUACUCGGAAAAAUUGCUUGCAGGUGCUUGGCGGUUUCUGACGUAUUUUGGGCGUGACUCAAUGAUUUCUGCGCUUCUGUUGGAGCCUGUCCUGAGCAAUGGAAAUGGAACCGCUAUGGAAGCUGUUCUGGGGGCUGUGUUGGAGCGUACCAACCGGACUGACGGCAGUGUCUGCCAUGAAGAAACUAUUGGUGACUACGCGACCUGGACCAAUAUGCAAGAUAACAUCACUAGUAGCGCCAUGAUCUGCACUUAUGGAAUGAUCGACCCAGACUACUAUCUGCCCGUCUUGAUGCAGCGAUAUUUCCUAAACAACCCAGUUGGUCAAAAGCGAGCUUCUGUGUUCUUCAACACAAAGGCCGGAUCCAUCAACGCAGCAAACAAAAAUCUAACCUGGGGCCAACUAGCCCUAAUAAACGCCGAGCGCAUAAUGCGCCUCACAGCUCCAUUUGCCCAAAACCAAACAAAAGAUAACUUAAUUCACCUGAAACAAGACCAAGUCGUCGGCCAAUGGCGAGAUAGCGAGUUCGGCAUCGGCGGAGGCCGCAUCCCCUUCGACGUAAACACAGCCCUUGCCCCAGCAGCUCUCCGCUCCAUCGCCUCCCUCGCCCGAGGAGGCAUCUACAGAAACAAGCAAUGGGGCCAACUAGCAGAUCAAUACGCCCAAAUAUGGGAAGAUCAAACUCUCCAGUUCUUCGAAGUGUCAGUACCCCAAUCUCAAGCACAAACUUUGGUCAAAUCAUACAAAAACGCGUCCGCGUUCGCGGGCCCGGAUCAAACCUCAUCAAUUGAUACGGACGUCACCUUUUACGCCCUGGCUCUAGAUGGCAAUAACAACCUCUCAAAGGUGGAAGUGAUGCACACAGACGACUGUUUCCGUCACUACCUCCUAAACACAACAAACAACGCCCAACUAUCCAGAUUCCUGAAUGCAACCGCGACAAAUAUCCGCCGCACGUUCCCGGCUGGAUUAAUGACUGAUGUGGGUAUGUUAAUCGCGAACCCGGCUUUCGGUGGGGAUGUCGUUUAUGCUCAGAACUGGACUACCGGCGCCUAUCAUGGUACGGUUGUCUGGUCUUGGCAGCUCGCUAUGAUGGCGAAGGGUCUUGAGUUGCAGAUGGGGCGGUGCGAGGUUAGAGCAAACUUCUCCGCGCCUUCGAAGAAUGCAGAGGAGAGGGUUGUGGCUGUGCCGGAUUUUUGUACCGAUGAUUCGAUAUUCGAUAACGUUAAAGCUGCGUAUAAUGCGCUUUGGGAUUCUAUUGAGUUGAAUGAUGAGCAGCUUUCGACGGAGAUGUGGUCUUGGGUUUAUGGGGAUGGAAAGUUUCAGUUGGCGCAGUUGGUUGACUUGCCACCGCCGCCUGGGCUUUCGGGUCAGACUGAAUCCGAUAUUCUGCAGCUAUGGUCGCUUGCUUUCUUGGCUGUUUCGAGAAAUUCGAAUUAUCAGUAA
Molecule: messenger RNA, 2265 nt
Organism: Penicillium longicatenatum
Lineage: Eukaryota; Fungi; Ascomycota; Eurotiomycetes; Eurotiales; Aspergillaceae
Exons: 7
Coding region: 1-2265 (754 amino acids)
Source: RefSeq, a predicted model, not a curated record